This is a messenger RNA of Wyeomyia smithii (pitcher-plant mosquito), 3520 nucleotides long. Its product is annotated as NFX1-type zinc finger-containing protein 1-like. The transcript is spliced from 6 exons. The coding region runs from base 153 to 3248 and encodes 1031 amino acids. Gene Ontology annotation, biological process: regulatory ncRNA-mediated heterochromatin formation. Gene Ontology annotation, cellular component: nuclear RNA-directed RNA polymerase complex. The record is from RefSeq and is a predicted model, not a curated record. Lineage: Eukaryota; Metazoa; Arthropoda; Insecta; Diptera; Culicidae. Gene Ontology annotation, molecular function: ATP hydrolysis activity; helicase activity.
CUUGCCUGGUAACACAAUCCAAUUGGAAUCAUUUGCGAAAAAUUGUUUUUAUUUACACUUGGAGUGAAAAUCAUCUGGCUUGGCUGUUUGUAGUUCACGGAAUUGUGAUUUUAAUAUCGGAUUUUUUUCUAAUAAACUAGAAUUUACAUGCAAUGAGCACCAAGCCUGACGAAGAAGAUGACGAUUGGUUCAAUAAGGAUAUAGAUGACUUUGUAGUGGAUGUGCAGAAAUCUUCAGGCGAACAAAAAUCGGAAGACUCGGUCGAAAAUGGGGCUUCUUUGUUGGAAACACUUAAUAUCAAGCCGAAGCAAUUCUACGAUGAUAUAGAUGGCAAUUAUUUUGAUCCGUUUAAUUCUACCAACGUUGGGACAUCCAGCAAAGCGAAAUUAAAUUUGCCAGAGGAAAAUGAUAAAUAUAUACAAAAAAUUCCCUUCUCUAAGCUGCUAAACUUGUCGGAAAAUGACAGCCGGGAGCUGUUUCUGGAUAUUUAUAGUCAGAAAGAACAGUUUAUCAAAACAAUAUCACAGGUGACAGUCGGCGAUGAGCUACUUUUGGUAACUAUGAAAAUCAUGAACAAAAUCGGUGCCCUCCCGUUAAAUGAAAUCAAAGAGGAGCUGUUUUCGAUACUGAUCAAGAACGAACACUUCUGGGACAAUCAAAUUAAGUUUUUCAAGCGAAGCACGAAUCAGCUAGAAGUGAAAAAGAAAAAAGGAAAGCAAAAAUUACAGGGAGUUAGUACGAUGGAUAUGCUUGGAACGGUUGGCAAGAUGCUCGCAAAUAUUCGUAAGUUUGUGGGCAUGAACAAACGGUUGACUAAUUUUGUCGAUGAGCUAAGCCAGGUACUGACUAAGGCAAAUGUUAAAGUAGAUGUACUUAGACAAAUCGGCGCACUACUUGGAGCUUCCAGCUUGCUGAAGAACUUGACUAUUUAUCCUAAUCUUAAAGAAUUAAAGGGACCUGGUUCUGACCCAAAACCGAAUAUUACUAGUGGGAAAUUCCCCAGCGUGGAACACUAUUUGGAAGUUCACCUGAGCUUAUUGAAGGAAGAUUUUAUGAUUCCUUUGAGGGAGGGUAUACAAGAUUUUAUCGUUAAUUAUGAUCAAACAACGUCAUUUGAUGAACCGUACUGUGGUGAUAGUAUACGAGUACAUUACUGCGUGAACUUACUUCUGCCGUCCAGCGUUAAUCGGCGCUCUGGAAAGGAAGAGCUUGUGAUAGUAGAUCUUGACCCGAAAAAUCGUUUGCCGGGUGGUAAGUUGAUGCGGUAUAACAAGCAGAGUUUUCAGAACUCAAAACGUUUAAUGCAUGGCUCUAUGGUGUGCUUCACGAGUAGCCAUCGUUUCGAAGAUCUGAUUGUGGCAAUUGUUAGCCACCGUGAUAAUGAACAACUUGCGAAUGGCUUCAUUUGUGUUGAAAUAAUCAAAGCGGAAAAUAUAAGCAACAUCUUUGACAGAGAUCUUUUGAUGGUGGAAAGUGAAAUCUUUUUUGAACCGUAUCACCACGUGUUUAAUGUGAUGAAGAAUUUAAGGUCUGAAAACUUCCCGCUAAAGUCGUACAUUGUUGAUAGCCAUCCACAGCAGCAAUAUCCAGAAUAUAUUGCGCGGGAUAGAAAGGCGUUGUUCAGUCACAAAGGGCAACAGUAUAACAUAAAAGUGCCAAGCGAAUGGCCGGAAACUGGUUUUCCAAUCGGACUGAAUCCUUCACAGUACAAAGCGUUUAAGCUAGCUCUUACACACAAAUUUGCUCUAAUUCAGGGUCCACCUGGAACGGGGAAAACAUUCAUCGGCCAGGAGAUUGUUCAAGCUCUACUGUCCAAUACCGAACAUCAAAUUUUACUUAUUUGUUUGACAAAUCACGCCCUUGAUCAAUUCUUGUGCGGUAUCCUACGGUAUACUAACAGCUUAGUUCGCAUGGGCAGCCAGUCGAAACACGCUCUGCUUGACAGCUAUAAUGUUAAACAACUAAACGAGGAUGUCCUCAUCGAUAAACGGCUCAGAACUUGCUACUAUAACACCAAGCAAGAAUAUCUCAAAUUGAUGGAAGAUUUCGAAGAGCUGCAGAAGGAGGGCAACAACAGCAGCAGUGACGAUGUCGUUCGUUGUUUACACCUACUCCAACAAACGUCUCGUCGCAUACAUGAGCUUAAUCAACUGUCGAAUUACGAGUUCGUAAAAGGUAUACGAGUGAUUGGCAUGACGACCACUUUUGCCGCCCGCAACCACACGCUACUCCAGCUGCUGAAAAGUCCGAUCGUUUUGAUUGAAGAAGCUGCUGAGGUGCUGGAGCCUCACAUCAUCACUUCACUAACCCCCUCGACCGAACAUUGCAUCUUGAUCGGCGAUCACUUCCAGCUCAGGCCAACUACGAGUGUGUACGCGUUAUCACAGCGAUAUCAGAUGGAUAUAUCGCUUUUCGAACGAAUGAUAAAGAACAACGUAAACGCAGCGCUAUUGACUGAACAGCAUCGAAUGCGUCCGGAAAUUGCCGACCUAAUAAGGCCAACCAUUUAUCGUGAGUUGACUGAUAGCGAAGAGGUUCGGUGCCGGCCAAAUAUUAGAGGGAUGCGUAAGAAUAUGUUCUUCCUGACACACAAAAUACCGGAAGACGGCGUACGGGAUGAGGAGAAAUCGAAAAAGAACACCUUCGAAUGCAGGUUUGUGCUUGGGUUGUGCGAGUACCUAGUGGCACAAGGGUAUGGCCCUAAUGAUAUCGUAAUCUUGACAGCUUACAAUGGACAAAUGCUACAACUGGUGCAGGAACGUAAAACCCACGAAAAGCUGCACGGUAUUAGGAUUACUGUUGUGGACAACUAUCAAGGUGAGGAGGCCAAAAUCGUUCUACUUACGUUGGUUCGUAGCAACGAUACAGGAUCGAUUGGUUUUCUGGCCUUCCGAAAUCGGAUAUGCGUUGCACUGUCUCGUGCCCGAGAAGGCCUUUAUAUCGUGGGUAAUAUGGACCUUCUGGCUGCAGCCAGCAAAACGUGGGAAUCAAUUAGGCUUCAGUUAGAAGCACAUUCGGCAAUCGGUAGUGUACUGGAGCUGAUGUGUGAACAGCACCAGAGUAUUAUGGAGGUUGAACAGCCUGAGGAUUUUACUAAAUAUAGCUUCGGAGGCUGUCAGGAUGUGUGCCGCGUGGUGAAGCCAUGCGGUCACCAAUGUGAAAGUUUCUGCCACGGAAUAGUAUACCCACAUCGGAGUAUCUGUAACUCGGAUGAAGGAAACUGGACUUGUGCGGAUGUUUCCUGCUAGAUUUUACGUAAGGAUGAGAACUUUUAAAAAUUUUGUUCACUUUUACGCGAACAAUGACACAGAUUUUACAGCACUCUAAGAUUUUCGUCAUAUCUAUCAAAUCAAAAGAAACAAACAAACAGUACAGCUAGAUGGAUAAGUUGGAAUAUUUUGUAGUUUAUUUAUAGCAGUUUUUAUGCACAUGAAGGAAUUGUAAUUAUUUCUUUCUCUUUGAAAGAGAAUGACGCGCAUAAUCUAUAUAAUCUCAUACCCAUAAAUUAAUUCAUUCAAAA